Molecule: messenger RNA, 2779 nt
Organism: Tachysurus fulvidraco (yellow catfish)
Lineage: Eukaryota; Metazoa; Chordata; Actinopteri; Siluriformes; Bagridae
Gene: ddhd1b
Product: DDHD domain containing 1b
Exons: 13
Coding region: 332-2656 (774 amino acids)
Cellular component (GO): cytoplasm
Molecular function (GO): metal ion binding; glycerophospholipase activity
Source: RefSeq, a predicted model, not a curated record
CACACACACACACACACACACACACACACACACACACACACACACACACACACACACACACACACAGUGCGGAUAUGGAUGUGCGCAGUCGGUGCGUUAAUGUUAGAGCUGCAGAAUGAAACACAUCCCGAGUCAGAGGCGCGUGCAGGAGAACCGACAGAGUAAAGAGAUAUAAAGGAUUCAAUUUAAGCGCAGUGAGAUGCGGCGGUGAUUAAUAAAUCUGUGUGUGUGUGUGUGUGUGUGUGUGUGUGUGUGUGUGUGUGUGUGUGUGUGUGUGUGUGUGUGUAGGUUGAACUGAGGCUUUGCAGCUUUCGGUCUUAAAACUGGACACAUGAGCGAUUUUACAGGAGCACCGGAGAGUCAUUUCCAUGCCUCGGACUGGGCGGUGAGUGAUGUGCGCGCGGACAUGAUGGACACACACGGGGACAUGAUGGACACACACGGCAUGUUGUUGGGCCUCGCUGAGGAUGCUGCCUUCUCCAACUCGGACUAUCUGGACCCGAACUACACGGAUGGAGUAGAACCGGCGGCGAGGACGCGCCCCAGCACCCGCAGUCGGUCCGGAGAGGUGACGGAACUUGAGGCGCAGGAAGUGCGCUGGUUCUACAGAGAGGACAAAAGGAACUGGAAGCCCUUUGUGGGACACGACUCUCUAAAGAUCGAGCUGGCUUACCGACCACUGUGCGCGCUGAGGGAUGCGCGUGAGGGCGUGUUUGAGCCAGAGGACAGUGUGUGUGAGUGUGUGUGUGACGACGCGGGUGUGGAGGCGGUGUGUGUGCGCGGAGGACUGUACGAGGUGGACGUGAGGGAGAAGGAGUGUUAUCCGGUUUACUGGAACCAGCAGGAGCGUAUCCCUGUGAUGAGAGCUCAGUGGUUUACAGAUGGGACAUGGCUGCCGCUAGAUGAGGAGGAUGGAGACCUGAUAGAGCAGGAACAUUUAACCAAAUUUAGAGGACAUCGAAUAGAAGAUUCUCUCGAAACAGAGCGAGUGAACACAGCACCAGAGAGCAAGGAGGUGGUGCACAGUGUGAAGUUGAGUCGUAGCCAUGUAGAUUGGCACAGUGUGGAUGAAGUUUAUCUGUAUAGUGAUGCCACAACGUCCAAAAUCGCUCGCACCGUUACACAGAAACUCGGCUUCUCCAAGGCCUCCAGUAGUGGGACACGUCUUCAUCGUGGUUACGUGGAGGAGGCGGCUCUGGAAGACACGCCCCCUGCUGCCACCCACAUCGUGUUUGUGGUCCAUGGGAUUGGUCAGAAAAUGGACCAGGGGAGGAUCAUCAGGAACACUAGCAUGAUGCGUGACGCUGCCAGGAAAAUGGCAGAGAAACAUUUUUCUGACAGAACGACGGAGCACGUGGAGUUUCUGCCUGUGGAGUGGAGAUCGAAACUAACUCUGGAUGGAGACACAGUGGACACGAUCACACCUGAUAAAGUGCGAGGACUGAGAGACAUGUUGAACAGCAGCGCUAUGGACAUCAUGUACUACACCAGUCCACUGUACAGGGAUGAGAUUACUCGUGGUCUGACCUCAGAGCUGAAUCGACUCUACACUCUCUUCUGUUCCCGUAACCCCGAGUUCGAGGAGAAGGGCAGAGUGUCUAUCGUUUCCCACUCGCUCGGAUGCGUCAUCACGUAUGACAUCAUCACUGGCUGGGACCCCGUCCGCUCGCAUCAUCAGGAAGCACCAGUCGACAUGGAGACGGACCCUUCCUGGUGCAGCAGCCAUGGACAGAAACUGGUGGAGGAGCUUCAGCUCACACGCAUGAGGUUGAGGGAUUUGGAGGAUCAGUUUCAGAGCCUGAAAUCCUCCAGGAAUUCUCCUGCAUUAAAAUUCAAGGUGGAGAACUUUUUCUGCAUGGGUUCUCCGCUUGCCGUGUUCUUGGCUCUGCGUGGGAUUCGUCCUGGUUCCUGCAGGACUCAGGAUCACAUCCUGCCGCGCUCCAGCUGUAACAGACUCUUUAACAUCUUCCACCCCACAGACCCAGUGGCGUACAGACUGGAGCCUCUGAUCCAGAAACACUACAGUAACAUCGCUCCUGUGCAGAUACACUGGUACAACACGAGCAGCCCCACGCCGUACGAUGAGAUGCGGCCAGUGUUUCUGACACCUCUCAAGGAGAGUGUGCCUAUGUCAGAAGGUGAAAAGACACCGAGUCCCUGUACAUCACCCCCACAACAGCGCAGAGUGGGAGAGUCCAUAACCAACCUGGGGAGAGCUAGCAUCAUGGGAGCGGCUAGCAUCGGUAAAGGUAUUGGUGGAAUCCUGUUUUCUCGUUUCUCCCGUUCGAGUGGACAAAUGGGUGGAGCUGAAGAGGAGCCAAUCAACUCAGAGGUGGGGCCGUACGAGACAGAGGGCGGGGCUCUCGGAGAAGAAGGUGGGCUUAUAGAAACAGAGGACAAGAUAGAGGAGAAGCCUGAGAGAGAGAAUGGCAUGUCCCAGUCCACGUCAACCGUCAUGGACAGCUCUACACUCUUGGAGCUGGAUCAGCGUAUUGACUUUGAGCUGAGGGAGGGGCUUGUGGAGAGCCGUUAUUGGUCAGCGGUGACAUCACACACAGGCUACUGGUGUUCGUACGACGUGGCUCUGUUUCUGCUGAUGUUUAUGUACAGAGAGGAAACGACACACGGAGAAGGGGAAGACAUCACUGAGUCAUAACACACACACACACACACACACACACACUCUCACACACCUACAGACACACUCUCACAGACACACACACUCUCUCUCACUCACACUCUCUCUCUCACACACACACACACACACACUCUCAGACAC